Molecule: messenger RNA, 1470 nt
Organism: Jaculus jaculus (lesser Egyptian jerboa)
Lineage: Eukaryota; Metazoa; Chordata; Mammalia; Rodentia; Dipodidae
Gene: Foxn2
Product: forkhead box N2
Exons: 6
Coding region: 79-1407 (442 amino acids)
Biological process (GO): regulation of DNA-templated transcription
Cellular component (GO): nucleus
Molecular function (GO): cis-regulatory region sequence-specific DNA binding; DNA-binding transcription factor activity
Source: RefSeq, a predicted model, not a curated record
CUCGGGGCGGCCGCUCCUCGCGUUCCUGCGCUCACCCCGCGCGCCGCGGCGGCCCGAGCUGACGACUUAUGAGAGUAAAUGGGUCCAGUAAUUGGAAUGACUCCAGACAAGAGAGCUGGCGCCCCGGGAGCAGAGAAGGUCGCAGGGCUCUGCCAGAUCGACCGGAUGGGGAGCCUGCCCGAGGCUGCCAACGCUGCGGGCCCGAAGGCCACGCUGGUGGGCAGUGACUCGGCCGACGACGAGCUCACGAACUUGAACUGGCUUCACGAAAGCACUAACCUUCUCACAAACUUCAGCCUGGGGCGGGAGGGUCUUCCGGUGGUUAGCCCCUUGUACGACAUAGGGGAGGGCGACGACGUGCCGUCUUUUGGGCAGUCUUGCUACCAGAACCCAGAGAAGAAAUCGGCGACUUCGAAGCCUCCGUACUCCUUCAGUCUUCUCAUUUAUAUGGCCAUCGAGCACUCUCCAAAUAAAUGUUUGCCCGUCAAAGACAUUUACAGCUGGAUUCUGGACCGCUUCCCGUAUUUUGCUACCGCGCCGAUAGGCUGGAAGAACUCCGUGCGGCAUAACCUGUCCCUGAACAAGUGCUUUCAGAAAGUAGAAAGAAGCCACAGCAAGGUUAAUGGAAAAGGUUCCUUAUGGUGUGUUGAUCCAGAAUAUAAACCCAAUCUUAUGCAGGCUUUGAAGAAGCAACCCUUUUCUUCUCCACAAAGUGGUUCCUUGUCGCCUCACUACCUAAGCUCCGUUCUCAAGCAGAGUCAGGUGCGCGCCCUCAAAGAGUCUGAUAUCGACGCUGCCACUGCAAUGAUACUUCUAAACACUUCUAUAGAACACGGGAUCCUAGAAUCCGAAAUAACAGGUGACCCAUUCAUAGAGCUUCCGCUGUCCACAGGCGACAAGCCCCUUCCUCUGAAAACGUCCCUGCAGAACAAGAGGAGUUACGGCCACGCCUUUGACCCCCCGGGGCACGGCCGCGCGGGGCACGGGGACAGCGAGCCCGCGGCCGCCGGCGUGGACCCCAAGGCCGAUCACAACUACAGCGCCAGCAGCCUGGGCGGCCGGGGCAGCGCGUCCUCCCUGUCCUCCGGCGAGGACGGGGGCGGCCUCGUCCCCAAGAGCAGCCGGGCGGGCAGCGAGGGCUUCCGCAGCGAGGACGACACCGACGGGGACGACGACGACGAGCCCCUCGCCGACGGCGGCUACGGCCCCCGGCUGCCCCCGGCCCGCGCCGGCGCCCCCGAGAGCGGGCAAGAGGGCCCGAGGGCGCGCGAGCCGCCGGGCCCGGAGAUCGACGAGGAGCUGCAGGAGGCGGCGGGCUCGCUGCUGCACCUGGCCGGCGUGCGCACCUGCCUCGGCUCGCUGAUCAGUGCCGCCCAGGCGCAGAGCCGCAGCCCCAGGAGGAAGUAGGGGGACCCGCGCCCCAGACGUCACCCUGUCCUUCCGCGCGGAGCGCAAAGCCAUAAUGGACUG